Messenger RNA from Argentina anserina (silverweed cinquefoil), 2874 nucleotides. RefSeq names its product glutamate receptor 2.8-like. The record is from RefSeq and is a predicted model, not a curated record. Gene Ontology annotation, molecular function: ligand-gated monoatomic ion channel activity; signaling receptor activity. Gene Ontology annotation, cellular component: plasma membrane. Lineage: Eukaryota; Viridiplantae; Streptophyta; Magnoliopsida; Rosales; Rosaceae.
AUGAUCAAGUGUUCUACUAGCAUCAUUUCUUUUAUUCUUACAUUCCUUUCAUUGUUUAGGUUAUUCUAUGCUGUGGCACAAAACAACACGAUCCCAGUAAAUGUGGGUAUGAUCCUUAACUAUGAUUCGUUGUUUGGGAAGAUGGGACUGAGCUGCAUCAAUAUGGCCCUCAGUGACUUCUAUGACUCUCAUGCUUACUACAAGACCAGGCUGGUCUUACACACUAGAGACUCCAUGAGAGAUGUUGUUGUUGAAGCUGCAGCAGCUCUGAACUUGAUACAGAAUGUUGAAGUGCAAGCCAUCGUCAGAGGACCAGACUCGUCAAUGCGAGCCAACUUUGUAAAUGAUCUAGGAGAUAAAGCUCAGGUGCCCAUGAUCUCAUUUUCAACAACAAGCCCUUCCUUGUCUUCUUUACGGAGUUCAUAUGAAUUCCGAGUUGCACAGAAUGACUCUUCUCAACUGAGAGCCAUAAGUGCCAUCAUUCAAGCCUUUGGAUGGCGUGAAGCAGUGCCCAUCUAUGUUGACAAUGAAUUUGGGGAGGGUGUAAUACCUUACGUGACUAAUGCUUUGCAAGAGAUAAAUGCUCGUAUCCCAUACUGGUGUGUCAUCCCUGCAAUGGCAACUGAUGACCAGAUUGCUGAAAAGAUUCAGCAGUUGAUGACAAUGCAAACAAGGGUAUUCAUACUACACAUGUUGCCUUCUGUUGGAUCUCGCCUUUUUGCCAAGGCAAAAGAAUUUGGAAUGAUGGACGAAGGUUAUGUCUGGAUAAUGACAGAUGGAAUGGCCAACUUCUUAGGUUCCACAAAUUCUUCUGUUAUAGAUAACAUGCAAGGGGUGUUGGGAUUAAAAAGUCUUGUUCCAGAUACAGAAGAGCUUGAGAACUUCAGAGUUAGAUGGCAAAUGAAAUUUCAAAAAGACAAUCCCACUACCCUGAAUGUUAGAUUGGAUGUUUUUGGACUGUGGGCUUAUGAUGCUGCUUGGGCGCUAGCCAUGGCCAUUGAGAGGGUUCACAAUACUACAACCGUCAAGUACCAAAAUGUGAACAUCUCUGACAGUUCCACUGAUCUGGAACAAAUACGAGCUUCUGAAAGUGGUCCUGAACUCGUAAAGGCAUUAUCAAACACAAUCUUCAGAGGCCUUUCAGGAAAUUUUAGUUUUCUUAACAGACAGCUGCAAUCUUCAAAUUUUCAGAUACUUGAUGGGGCGAGGGGAAUUGGAUAUUGGACACCCCAAACUGGACUUGUCAGAAACUUAAAUUCCAGUAGCAUGAGUACAUAUUAUACAACUUCUAAUGCCGGUAGCCUUGGACUUGUUAUAUGGCCUGGACCUGGAGACACCACUACUAUUCCAAAAGGUUGGCAAAUUCCUAAUCAUGGGAAUAAGUUGAAAAUUCUAGUUCCAGUGAAGCAAGGGUUUGAGGAAUUUGUAAAUGUGACAUAUGAUCUUAUCACCAAUACAACCAUAAUCACUGGAUUUUGCAUAGAUGUCUUUGAAGCAGUAAUGGAAGAACUACCGUAUUCUGUUUCUUACGAAUAUUAUCCGUUUGCAAAGCUUAAUGGCGAGCCAGCCGGUAGCUACAGUGACUUGAUCGUUCAAGUAUCUCUUGGGAACUAUGAUGUUGCAGUGGGAGAUAUAACCAAUAGAGCAAACAGGUCAUUGUAUGUUGACUUUACAUCGCCAUACACUGAAUCUGGUGUUUCAAUGGUGGUGCCUCUCAAAGCCAAGAAAAGUAGGAAGAGCGCAUUGUUGUUCUUAAAGCCUUUUACCUGGGAACUUUGGGUAAUAACUUGUUGCUUUUUCUUUCUCAUUGCUAUUGUCGUCUGGCUUCCGGAACACAGAACAAACGAUGAUUUCCGUGGGCCUCCAGGACACCAAGUUGGCACAAGCAUUUGGUUCUCCUUAUCCACCAUGGUUUUUGCACACCGGGAACAACUGGUGAGCAACUUGGCCAAGUUCGUGGUGACUGUGUGGUUGUUUGUUGUCCUCAUAUUGACACAAAGCUACACGGCCAGUUUAACUUCGAUUUUAACUGUCCAACAGCUCCAGCCAACCAUUACUGAUAUAGAAAUGAUCCUCAAGAAUGGGGACUUGGUUGGAUUCCAAGAAGGUUCUUUUGUACAGGGGAUUUUGAUUCAUUUAGGAUUUCACAGGGAAAAUCUCAGGGCCUAUAGAUCCGCAGAAGAGUUGGAUCAACUUUUUGAAAAAGGGAGUCUGUCUGCUGCUCUUGAUGAAACUCCUUUCAUGAAUCUUUUUAUUUCAACUUAUUGCUCCAAAUAUGCCAUGGUUGAGCCAACAUCACUUAAAGCUGAUAGCGGUUUCGCCUUUGCAUUCCCGAAAUGUUCACCUCUCACACUUGAUGUUUCAAGGCUGAUCAGUAAUCUGCAAGAGGGAGAGAAAAUGAAAGCCAUCAUGGACAAGUGGUUCAAGAAACAAGCAAGAUGUACAGACCCAUACAAUACAGGCACUAGUUAUACCAGUCCUAUCAGCCUUGGUGGACUUUGGGGACUCUUUCUUAUUGCGGAGGCCUCUUCGGGACUAGCUCUUCUAGUACACGCAGCUAUAUUAUUGUACAAGAAUCGGCACAUCUUGAUACGCUCUCAACUCCCACGUACAAUUUUCAUAUAUUUAAUUUUCGACCAAAGAGAGCUUCACUCCCCCAAUAAUGUUCAAGCUGUCGGUGCAAUCGAUCCGGCAAACAGCUUGCCAAAGCCAUCAGAUCAUCUGGGCUGCACUGAUAUGAACAAUGCUAACUUUGAAAUGCAGGAAAUACUUUCUAGUCCUGACAUAUCCGGUGAUUUGGAAUCCACAGGAAGCUCCCAAAGGCCAUCAUCAAGUCACUCGAGCCGCACUGCAUGAUAGAUUAUUGUUUUGGAA